UAAGGAAUCAAAGUUUAUUCCCAGCGAAGAAACAGAAAAAUAAUUUAAAAAUCAUUCCUGCAAAUAAGCGAAGAAGAAGGAAUGAACAGCGAUUGGCGAAAGCGACGGACUACGGAGGCGGGUUAAAUAAUGAGCGAAGAAACAUAGAAGAAUUUGGAAGUUUUAGAAGCGUCUGAAUGGCCUCUAGCAUCCAGCUCAAUUCAAUUUCUGAAAUUCCUCGCGAUCUUCUCUUUGGACGCCGACAAUUUCACGAAUAUCCUCAAGCAUAUCUUCCUACAAUUUCACGAAUUAUUAUGUUAAUCGCCUCCAGUACCAGUAUGAGAACGAAAGCCCCAAGUUAUCAACAAUUUUUGAUGCUUCUGAUCAUUGGGCAGAAAUCCCCGUCAUACUACAGAUCUGUCCUUCACUACGGCAGCAGUUUUGAUCUCAAAUCCCUCUCUCUUUCUCACGGAUAUAAGGAACGAACCAGGGGUUUCCAUUGCAACCUAGUUCUCCUUCUUAUCGAUUUUCUCGAAUCGCGUAUAUGGAGAUCUCUCCUACUUCGUCUCGUAUUAUCAUUGCUUAUGAUGCUACCAAGGAUCGCACUGAACAUGAGCUUCAGAUGACGCUUAGGAACUUGUGGAUGCGAGGCGACAUUCUUCGCGGAGGCGAUACGCUCAUUGUGCUUGGAAUCCUUCAUAGAGUGCCUCAUCCGAUGGGAUACCAAUUGAUAGCCUGCUCUGAAUCGUUCGCUGGAACCAGCCUUCGAGCAAUGGAGGAUGAGGUUUCCAAGAAAGCUGAUGCGUACAUCGCCAUGCUUCAGCAAAGUGCAGACAUGUGUGAAGAAGGAGGGGUCAGUAUUGAAGUUAGAAUUACAGCUGGUUUCCCCAUUAAGAAUGUUAUUCUCCAAGAAAUUAUGGUCUUCAGCGCGAGCUGGGUUAUACUUGACAGGCAUCUUCGACGGGAUGAGAGCUUUUACCUUAGACAUUUAUCUUGCAAGGUUGCUGUAAUCCAAGAUAACUUGUCUGUGAGAGUUUUGAGAAAUAAGGCUACAACUGGGGCAGAUAAAUUAGAACAUAAAUUACGGGAUAGUGAGCAGACUGUUAUCUCCAUCAAAAGCUUCUCAUUCCAAAGUAGUUCUCUGGAUAGCUCAUCUGCACAGAGCAACUGGACCAGUUCAUCUAGUAGCAUGUCUAGGGAGCAUGCAUCGGAUCCUGAGUCAUCUUCUCGGCAAGAAAAAAUAGGUACAGAUUCCAGAGAACAGAAUAUUUAUGCAACUGCUUCUCAGAUUGUUAUACUUCCAACUAAGGACGUCUUUCAACAGAAAUCUUUAGAAGCACCAAUUCUAUGUUCUGUUUGUGGAACGAGGUCGGAGUUAUAUUUGAAGGAUACAAUGAGAUUUAGUUAUUCUGACAUACAGCUAGCAACUGCCGAUUUCUCAGCAGGAAACUUGUUAGGAGAGGGUGGUUAUGGUCAUGUUUUUAAGGGUGAACUAAAAAAUGGACAACUCAUUGCUGCAAAAGUGCGAAAAGAAGAAAGUACACAAGGAUUUGUAGAGUUUCAUUCUGAGAUACAAGUUUUGAGUUUUGCUCGUCACAAGAACAUAGUGAUGCUGUUGGGGUUUAGUUGCAAGGAAAACAUAAACGUUCUGGUGUACGAAUAUAUUUGCAACAGGUCUCUUGAUUUUCACUUAUUUGGUAAGAAAACAACUGUUCUUGAACUACAUCAAAGAUAUGGCAUUGCCGUUGGGAUUGCCAAGGGACUGCGUUUUCUGCAUGAAGAAUGUCGUGGAGGUCCUGUAAUACAUAGAGAUGUCCGUCCGAGCAACAUAUUGCUCACACAUGAUUAUGUUCCUAUGUUAGGUGAUUUUGGUUUGGCCAAAUGGAAGACAAAAGAUGAUACUUCGCAUUCAAGCAUACUCGGCACAUUUGGAUAUGUUGCACCGGAAUAUGCAGAAAAUGGUAUUCUUUCAGUAAGAACGGAUGUAUAUGCAUUUGGAAUUGUGUUGCUACAAUUAAUAUCUGGACGCAAGGUGUUCGACGCGAUGGAUGAUAUACAAGGACGAUCUCUGCGAGAGUGGGCUGAACCAUUAAUUGAAAACUUAGCAUUACAUGAACUGAUUGAUUCUCGAGUUGCAAAUACAUAUGACACGUAUGAAUUAUACCUCAUGGCCCGAACUGCAUACUUAUGCGUGCGGAUAAACCCCGAGAAUCGUCCAUCAAUGGGAGAGGUUGUGCGCCUUCUUGAAGGAGAAAAUGAUCAUUUUCACUAUCUGGGGGAGAAGCUAAUACCUCGUUAUAACAGAUAAAUGAACAACUACUGGUUUUUUGUUUUUAGCAUUUCACUUCUCACAUGCUUUUUCUUGUAUUAUAACUAGUUUUGUUGCUUUAGAAGGAAGAUUGUAGCUGGGAAAACAUGCGUUUUUAUACAGUUGCAGUCUUUAUGGUUUUUCAUUCCUUUCUAUCCAUUAAUUUCAGAGGACUUUACA
Messenger RNA from Cucurbita moschata (crookneck pumpkin), 2467 nucleotides. Its product is annotated as probable serine/threonine-protein kinase PBL5. Gene Ontology annotation, biological process: protein phosphorylation. The record is from RefSeq and is a predicted model, not a curated record. Gene Ontology annotation, cellular component: plasma membrane. The transcript has 10 exons. NCBI's taxonomy places the organism in Eukaryota, Viridiplantae, Streptophyta, Magnoliopsida, Cucurbitales, Cucurbitaceae. Gene Ontology annotation, molecular function: ATP binding; protein tyrosine kinase activity. Bases 524 to 2287 code for a protein of 587 amino acids.